Messenger RNA from Ostreococcus tauri, 1338 nucleotides. Its product is annotated as unnamed product. NCBI's taxonomy places the organism in Eukaryota, Viridiplantae, Chlorophyta, Mamiellophyceae, Mamiellales, Bathycoccaceae. The coding region runs from base 1 to 1338 and encodes 445 amino acids. The transcript has a single exon. Gene Ontology annotation, biological process: regulation of peptide transport. The record is from RefSeq and is a predicted model, not a curated record.
AUGUCAUCCAAGACGUCGCCCGCGAAGCCGCCGCAACGCAAGAGCGACCCAUCGCCCGCUCCCACCUCGCCGUCGACGACCAAACGCCAUGCGUCGACGUCCACGCUCUCCGGCGCCGGGCUCGGGUACUUCUUCAUAGCUCUGGUCUGCGUCAUCUGGAUCGCCGCCUCCUUCCUCGUCGCCCGUCUCGAGGCGCACGGCGUGUCGCCGGUGAUGUUGAGCUUCAUAUGUAGCUCCGGUUUCGUGACGCUCGUGCCGUUUCGCGCGCGGAUGAUCGCGAGGCACGUGAUCGAGCGCGUGGGACGCGGCGGCGCGAACGGGACGCGAGACGGACGCGGUACGAGACGCGGAUCGCGCGAAGAAGAGGAGAUCGCGGCGGGUAAAGGGACGGCGGCGAACGAAGGAAAGGUGUCGAAGCGACACGCGAUCGAACGCGAGCGCGGGACGGAGAUCGAGAUGGCGUCGUUGGUGGAGAAUGGCGAGGCGAAGAGCGGAAAGUCAGACGCGAGAGAGCAAGAGGCGCGCUCGAGGACGGCGGAGCCGUACUCGUUCGAUCGACAUCUAGAAGCGGCGAUCACGGUGGCGCCGCUGUGGGUUUUGGCUCAGGUCGCGUUCGAUUACAGUCUGCUGAUGACGACGGUGACAGCGAACUCGAUGUUGAGUUCGUCGAGCGCCGUGUUCACGUUCAUGGUGAGCGUUUACUGCGGGUUGGAUAAGUUUUCAUGGACCAAGGCGGCGGCCGUCGGGGCGUACGUCGUGGGGAGCGUGCUCGUGACGCUUGCGGACGACGAUAAGGCGGCGUCCGGAGCGGAGUUCAACGCCGAGAUUGCGACGAAACACCCGCUGUUUAUGACGCGCGAUUUUUUCAAUUCGCCCGCGUUUGGGAACAUUUUGGCGCUCGCGGCGGCAGGGCUCUACGCCUCGUACACGGCGACGAUGAAGCUCCACCUCAGGGAAGACGAGCGAACGGACAUGACAUUAUUCUUUUCUCUCAUGGGUUUGGUUAAUUUCUUUGGCUACGGCGCGGUGUUGGUGAUCGGUCGUGCGCUGGGCGGCUUUACGCACUUGUAUCACGCGUUUGACGCUCGCGCGUUCUGGCUCGCUUGCACCAAAGCCUUCUUCGACAACGUCCUGAGCGAUUACCUCUGGGCCCGGGCGGUUCUUCUCACUUCGCCCACGAUCGCAUCGAUCGGGUUAUCGCUUCAGAUCCCGCUCGCGGCGUCGGUGGAGGUAGUCAUCGGCCAUCCAAUUUGGGCGUCGAAGCUCAAAAACGCGCUCAUCAUGACGGGCGGCACAGUGUUUAUCCUCUUAGGCUUCGCCGGUGUCACCGCGAACUAG